GGAAGCUUUUGCAACGUCGAAACAACGUGCGUUGAACAGAAGAGUAACUCGAUUGUGGUCAUUAAAGUGUAAUAUCUCGCAAGUACUACUAGACUUAGUGUGACUACAACUGCCAUAAAGCAGAGAUGGCACUAAAUAAGUCCAUGCACCCACGAAACCGCUACAAAGAUAAACCCCCGGAUUUUGCAUACCUGGCCUCCAAGUAUCCAGACUUUCAGAAAUAUGUGCACACCAGUCUCGCUGGCCGAGCAAUGCUGAACUUCAAGGAGCCAGAAGCAGUGCGGGCACUGACCUGUACCCUGCUGAAAGAGGACUUUGGUCUGACCAUUGAGAUCCCACUAGAGCGCCUCAUUCCCACUGUGCCCCUGCGCCUCAACUACAUCCACUGGGUGGAGGACCUGAUUGGGGGUCAGGGCAAACCCCGCAAGGGCAUCGACAUAGGCACUGGUGCUUCCUGUAUCUACCCCCUACUGGGAGCCUCUAUGAAUGGCUGGUACUUCCUGGCUACAGAGGUGGACGACAUCUGCUUUGACUUUGCCACCAAGAACGUAGAGCAGAACAACCUGUCUGACCUCAUCAAAGUUGUCAAGGUUCCCCAGAAGACUUUGCUAAUGGAUGCCCUGAAGGAAGAAACCGCCAUUGUGUACGACUUCUGUAUGUGCAACCCUCCCUUCUUCGCCAACCAGCUAGAAGCCAAGGGGGAGAACUCGAGGAACUCCCGGCGGCCUCCCCCCAGCUCCAUAAACACUGGAGGGGUGACAGAGAUCAUGGCAGAGGGCGGGGAGCUAGAGUUUGUGAAGAGGAUCAUCCAUGACAGUCUGCAGCUCAAGACACGCCUGCGGUGGUACAGCUGCAUGCUGGGGAAAAAGUGCAGCUUGACACCUUUGAAGGAGGAGCUGAGAAAACAAGGCGUGCCCAAGGUGACCCAGACUGAGUUCUGCCAGGGGAGAACCAUGCGCUGGGCACUGGCCUGGAGUUUCUAUGACGACGUAACUGUUCCGUCUCCCCCGAGUAAGAAGCGUAGGUUGGAGAAAGCUCGUAAGCCCCUGUCCUUCCUGGUACUCCACCCCACACUCAAGGAGUUCCAGGCUCAGGCAUCCUCCAUAGGCUGCACCUCCAGCAGCACAGUAGAGACCAUCACUGCCUGGGUGGAGAAGAUCCUUACUGACCUACGGAUCCAACACAAGAGGGUCCCAUGUGCGAAGAAUGAACAGAGCCUGGUUCUGACCGCUGUGGAGAACACCUGGAUCCACGGGCGCCAGAAACGUCGUGACCAGAACCGCCAACUCCGAGAAAUCCCCCGAGCGCUCCCUGGAGCCGCAGCGAGCCCUAAACUCACCAUACCUCAGAACUCACAAACCCAGCAGCCCUCCACACACAGCAAGGACAACCAGGAAGAUCCAGACAAACCUGCAGGUGCUCCAACCCACAAACAACAGGCUGUACAUCUGGGGGCGAAUGGGUGUGACUCGAAGGGGAAAAGUGAAAAGGAACCUCAGAUAAAGGAAGCCAGUAGUGUCCCUAAAGAUGAAAAUUGCCAGGAUGUCAACAUGGAGUCCCCCAUAUCAACAACACUGCCAAAACACCGAGUGUCAGCACUGCUUCCAGAAAAGGAAGUCCACUUUACCCCACCACUAGAAGAGCUUACCAGUGCACCGGAAGGGGAAGCUGCCAUACAGGAUGUAGUGCCAUCAGGGCAGCCCAUAAGCCCCACACUACAACACUUUCUAUUCAAGAGCCUGGUAAAUAUUAAGACAGAGGAAAAUGAUGUUGCUGUAGAGAUGCACUGGAUGGAGGGGCAAACUAAGGAUCUGAUGAACCAGCUAUGUACUUACAUGAAGAACACUCUCUAUAGAAUUGUGGCCAAGCCCUAGUGGACUUUUUUGGUAGGAGAGAGUGGACAAUUUCUGAACCAAAUUUAGUUCUGUUCCUGGGCAAUUUUUGCAUAUCAUUUCAUUGUAAUUUACAGAAACUUUGCCAAAGCAACACAUUAUGUUAUGAGGCAUAAAAGUUAACUGUUUUGAUCAUCAGUUAUUUGUAAUAAAUGUAUUUUAGUACAUA
Messenger RNA from Hypomesus transpacificus, 2061 nucleotides. It is a transcript of the gene mettl16, whose product is annotated as methyltransferase 16, N6-methyladenosin. The record is from RefSeq and is a predicted model, not a curated record. The transcript has 10 exons. Gene Ontology annotation, cellular component: nucleus. NCBI's taxonomy places the organism in Eukaryota, Metazoa, Chordata, Actinopteri, Osmeriformes, Osmeridae. Bases 126 to 1874 code for a protein of 582 amino acids. Gene Ontology annotation, molecular function: 23S rRNA (adenine(1618)-N(6))-methyltransferase activity. Gene Ontology annotation, biological process: rRNA base methylation.